This is a messenger RNA of Nannospalax galili (Upper Galilee mountains blind mole rat), 1042 nucleotides long. RefSeq names its product hepatitis A virus cellular receptor 2 (gene Havcr2). The transcript has 7 exons. NCBI's taxonomy places the organism in Eukaryota, Metazoa, Chordata, Mammalia, Rodentia, Spalacidae. The coding region runs from base 11 to 904 and encodes 297 amino acids. The record is from RefSeq and is a predicted model, not a curated record.
CUGUGCCUGCAUGAAGCUGUCCUCUGAUUUUCCCUCUCAAGAGCCCAUGUUUCCACAUCUUUCCUUCAACCGUGUCCUGCUGCUGUGGUUACCACUACUUACAAGGUCUUCAGAAGCUGCAUAUCUAGUGGAGGUGGAUGAGAAUGCCCAUCUGCCCUGCAGCUACGCUCCAUCCGCCUCAGGGACACUGGUGCCUGUGUGCUGGGGCAGGGGAUCCUGUCCUUUGUCUCAGUGUGCCAAUUUGGUGCUCAGAACUGAUGAAAGAAAUGUGACGUAUCAGAAAUCCAGCAGAUACCAGCUAAAGGGGAAUCUCCACAGAGGAGAUGUAUCCCUGACCAUAGAGAACGUGACUCUAGCUGACCGUGGGACCUACUGCUGCAGGAUAGAGUUCCCUGGUCCAAUGAAUGAUGGAAAAUUCAACCUGGAGUUGGUCAUCCAACCAGCCAAGUUUACCCCUGCCAGAACUGCACAGGGAGACUUUACUACAGCCCUUCCAAGAACACUUACCACGGAGGGAAAUGGCUCAGAGACACAGACACUGGGGAGUCUCCAUGAUAAAAAUCAAACACAAAUCUCCACACUGACUGAUGAACUGAAGGACUCUGGAGAAGUCAUCAGAACAAGUGUCUACAUUGGAGCAGGAGUCUUUGCUGGGCUGGUUCUCGCUCUUAUCUUUGGUGCUUUAAUUCUGAAAUGGUAUUCUCAUAAGAAAAAUAAGUUCCAGAAUUCAAGCCUUAUCACACUGGCCAACCUCCCUCCUGUGGGGUUAGCGAAUGCAGUAGCAAACGGGAUGCGCUCAGAGGAAAACAUCUACAGCAUCGAGGAGAACGUCUACGAAGUAGAGAACUCAAAUGAAUACUACUGCUAUGUCCUCAGUGGGCAGCCGCCCUCUGCCAAUUUCUAAGGCUGCUGGAUCCAAUCGCUUUUUUUUUUGUCUUUUUGAGACAGGGUCUCCCUGUAGCCCCAGCUGUCCUGGAACUCACUAUGUAGACCAGGCUGGCCUUGAACUCACAGAGAUCCCCCUGCCUCUGCCUCCCGAGUG